AUGACGGAAUCGUCGUCGCCGCAGACUCCGGGUCGGACGGUGUGCACGGGCGUAAGAUCGCAACCGGAUAAGCCUCAUCAACGGUUGCCUCCGAACAGGCGAAGGCAUAAAGUUUCCCCUGCGAAUCGUCAGCGCGUGGCGUGCGCCUGCAAUCCAUGUAAUGUGCGACGCAUCAAGUGUACAGGAGAACGGCCUUGCAAGGCCUGCGCUCGCAACUCCAGAGAGUGUAUUUACCCCGAGGUGACCGAGCGGGUAUAUGUCUCGAAGGAUGAACUCGAGGCUUUGAAGAGAGAAUGCGCCAUUCUCAGGCGUUGUCUCGAGGAGAUCGUGCCAUCGCAAUCUCAAAGAGAGGCUCUCAUUCGGAAAUGGAGCGAGGCAGUCUCCCAGUCAGCUGAUGAGCAAGACGAGGAACGUGACCCCCAGGACCUGCCAAAGGGUCGCAUCCUCAGAUAUUCUGACACCUAUGCGAGGUUCCACGGGGCCUCCGCUGGAGGCGUCUUCAUUGACCAGCUCCGUGCACUUGUCGCCAUGGUGCUUCCAGCUCUUGGAAGCUCUCCAUCCCCAUUGGGGGAAACAGAGAAAUCCUUUACGUCUUUCCUGGGCCGCAUUCACACGUAUGAUUCGCGGCCGAUCGAAUUGAAUGAAAUUAACCCCUUGGAGCUGCCGCCAUUUGAGGAAAUCGCGGGUUUGUUGGGGGCGUUCUGGGGUUAUACAGAAGACAGGAAUGACCCAUUUGGCUGUGGUGGCAUUUAUUACUGGGGUGACCUGAGAGAUAUCCUCCAGCACGCUGCGCCGGCCUCGAGGGGGAGACCCGACAAAGGGCUUAUGCCUGCUCAACGCGACUCUGGCGCUGGCUUGCCAGCAUUGACGUUUAUGAGUUACUACCUCCUGGGCAGUGGCCGCAGGGAUACGGCGUACAUAUACAUAUGCGCUGCCAUGAGAAUUGCCAUGACUCAUGGAUUACAUGAGGGAUGGGUGGCGAACGAGAAACAGAAGAGAGAGUUCUGGAAUAUGUUCAUUCUCGACCGCUGGCUCAGCUGUCUCACCGGAAGGCCAUCGAGUAUAACAAACGAGGCCCUGAUCCUCGGUCUCCCUGAGAGGCCUGUUGGACAGGAUGCCAACGAUCUUCCGCCCCCCGACGGUCUGAGAGCUCAUGUAGAACUGGCAUUUAUUAUGGGCGACAUCUCGUCUAAGAUAUACGGAGCUUUUUCACGGAGGCAAUCACUGGCCACGAUCGUCUGUCAUAUCAAUGAUUGUUUGCAAAAGUUGUCAGAGUGGCUCAAUUCUCUACCGUCCACAGUUCGACUGACCAUGGCUCCGUCGGCUGAAAAUCGCAACAAGAUAAUUCUCCAUUUGAUAUAUAACCAGCUCGUCCUUUUGUGUACCCGUCCACUGCUAUUUCUUGCCGUCAAGACGAGACUGAAAUACUAUUUUGUUGAUGCAACGCACAGCCAGCGAUUGCAAUUUCCCGACUCCUUGGUCGCUACAUGUGUUGAUGCGGCCCGACGCAAUGCGGAAUUAAUAAGCGGUCUAAUGGAAUCACGUCUUGCCGCCAUGAUGUUGACACUACGCUAUCACUACUCAUUCAGCGCUGCCACCGUUCUGGCGCUUGCCCUUCUCUUGCCGCAGCAUGCUCGGAUAGAAGAUGCUCGACUCAUCGAGAUGCUGCUACAAGAUCUGAAAAACCCGGGCCAGAGUGAGAACGAAUGCUCUUUGGACUGUGCGAAGAUGAUUGCGGAACUUUACCCCGUCGUCGAACGGCUGCGACGCCUCACUUUUAUGUCCUCUCGCCCCCCAGAUUCUCGGGAUUCGGGAGAUUCGAAGUACGACCGAGAUGAACAGUCAGAUACAAUACGUGACUAUAUCAGAAAUUUUUGGCCCCUUGUCAGUCUGCGUGGAACUAAGCUUUACAAAAUACGAACUAGGUUGCCCGAAUACGAGGACAGGGCUUUUUUCCAGGCACCCGCGACUCCGGACUCCCUAUGA
Molecule: messenger RNA, 1986 nt
Organism: Rasamsonia emersonii CBS 393.64
Lineage: Eukaryota; Fungi; Ascomycota; Eurotiomycetes; Eurotiales; Trichocomaceae
Product: Fungal specific transcription factor domain-containing protein
Exons: 7
Coding region: 1-1986 (661 amino acids)
Biological process (GO): regulation of DNA-templated transcription; DNA-templated transcription
Molecular function (GO): DNA-binding transcription factor activity, RNA polymerase II-specific; DNA binding; zinc ion binding
Source: RefSeq, a predicted model, not a curated record